AUGGGAGCGGAGCAGAGCGCGGAGGCCGAGGGCCGCCUGGGCGAGCCCAGCGCCUCAGCAUCUCCAUCGCCAGCCAAGCAACGAGCAAAAAUGGAUGACAUUGUGGUGGUAGCCCCAGGAACGCAAUCCUCCCGGAAUGUCAGCAAUGAUCCAGAUGUCAUAAAACUGCAGGAAAUUCCAACUUUCCAGCCCCUUUUGAAAGGGCUCCUCAGUGGACAGACCUCUCCGACCAACACCAAACUGGAAAAGCUGGACCCCCAGCAGGUGCUGCAGCUGUGUCUCCGGUACCAAGAUCAUCUUCACCAGUGUGCAGAAGCGGUCGCCUUUGAUCAGAACGCGCUCGUGAAACGCAUCAAGGAGAUGGACCUCUCUGUGGAAACUCUUUAUAGCUUCAUGCAGGAGCGCCAGAAGAAGUAUGCCAAGUAUGCGGAGCAGAUCCAGAAGGUCAAUGAGAUGUCUGCCAUCCUCCGCCGUAUACAGAUGGGCAUCGACCAGACGAUCCCGCUGAUGGAGCGGCUGAACAGCAUGCUGCCGGAGAGCGAGAGGCUGGAGCCCUUCAGCAUGAAACCCGACCGGGAGCUAAAGUCUUAGCUGAUCCGGCAGGCUCCCCCUCCUCACCUUCCAUGCUCCAGCGUUCAGCACAGACGCUCUUCCAACGGGCUGGGCUGGCAGAUGUUUGGAGCGGACGGCAGUGCUGCCUGACUCUCUGCCAGGGCAUCGGAGGAAGAGCAGCGUCAGCUGCCAGAACUGCGCAGCCAGGAAUCCAGGAGCUCCCUGGUCCCGUCGUCUGGAGGAGAAGAUGAUUUACCAUUCUUUCAUCUCCCUCCUCUUGCCCUCCUGUCUCCUUUACCACUACCACCGCCCGUGCCGAGACAUUUGUUUCAUUGCUGUGACUAGAUUGGGGUUUACAGAGGAGUUUUUCUUUCAUCUGAUUUUUUUUUUUAACUAGAAAAAUUCAAAGGGAUACAGGGUGUGACAGAUGCUCUAACAUGGCUUCUGUGCCACUGGGGUUUAGAUGAUUAGAUGGCUGGCAGGUAUUUCUGAGAUCCCCUGGCCUUGGAAAUACGUGUGUUUUAUAGGUGAAAGUGCGGGAGCAAGGAACUGGCUUAUUAAAAUCUGCCUAUUAUCAUAAUUAACAUGGUUUGCAUGGCAGGGUUUUGGCAUGCCCUCCUCGAGGCUCCUGUUUUUAUGGGCUCGCUAAUUUAUGAGGCUGUAAAGGAAUAACUGUUCCAGAUAUGUACGUCUGCUAACGUUAAGCAAGCCUUAGUGUUCCUCUCCCCCUUGCCUUGGCAAUGUCCCCAUGCCCCAGCUGGUGGCAUUUUGUGUCCCUCACCUUGCACAGUGAUUCUGACAGGCACUGGCACUGACCUGCUCACUUUGCAUCCCAAAGUUGGACACAAGGUGUCAUUUUUAUUGGGACACUCUAGUUAUCUUGGUGCUGUCUUUUUCUACCAGAGGGAUGCAGUUGUUUCUUUACCUUCAAGUGUAUGGAGUUGGAGGAGGGAAGAUACGAGAAGCCCUUUAGAUCUUCUCCUCGGCUUAGCUGCCAUCAUGCCGAGAGCUUGCCUGAGCGCGGUGUUUAAUGACUGAAACCCCAUGGCCCUUUGGGACCGCGCUCAGCGAACUGCUCCAAAGGCAACAGGACGUUCUUGCCUUCUCCCAAGCCGAGGGCCUAGCUGGAAGGCAGGCAGCGUGUCCGUGCUGCCCGGGCGCUGGCCUGGCCCGUAGCAGAUGGGUUGGUUGCCAAGUCCGCCACUGCUCUGCUGGCUGCAGGCAAGUUGCAGCACCUUUCUGAGCUUUGGUUUCUCCCUGUAUAAAAUGGGGGGAUAUUCUACACGCUGCUGUAAAAAUAUUUACGAAUCUAGAAAUGUUUAACAGCCUGCGUCACCAUUGCGUGGCAGCUCUUGUCUGCAGCAGAAAGGGCAUGAAACCAGAAGCGAGGAGUUUGCUGGGUCAAGGAUAAGUUUGUGUGUGUUUAUGUUAGUUCCAGGAUGCUGUUGCUGGCGACGAGGCAGAAGUGUGCCCGUGAACCCCAAGGGUUGUUGUACAUCAGGAGCGCAAUUCCAGUGGUGAGGACAGCUGUCUGAGAGAGUCAGUGUGACAACCCAUCUUCCAGUACAGCACAAGGCUAGGUGACUUGCCAAAGGUGACUUGCUUCGAUAUCUCUUAGUACUUAAGGGUAUGUAAUCAGCAAAAGAUGGUCUCUAAGCAUUUGGGAGUAAGAGCAAGGUAGGUUUUUGACAGUAUUAAUUGCUGCCUGGUGGCAGGAAGCAACAGCCGCGUUCUGUUGUUGCAUUCCCAAAGGCCGUGUAGCCUAGGGUGAAUUUUGUGACGCAGACUGCAGCCGACUUAGAUGUGUAUCUGAACCGUAGCAGUGAUAGGACCCCAGGGCCUGCUGGACGCUGUCUGAAAGCAGGGUCCCAUAGAAAUGAAGCCCCCUGGAAUGAUGCCCGAGGAACAGCGAUUGACUGCUUGAGAAGAGGGCAGGGAACGCAGCAGAUUUUCUAGUAAAGGCAGCAGAGCGGUCCUGGUUGUCUACUGCUUCCACCCCAGAGUUGUUACAUAGUUGUAUAUACAUACGUGUAUGCUGUAUGUUGCACGGGAUAUAACAUCAGGCUUCCAUCCUUGCUCAUGCGUCCUGCAGUAUUUUGCACUUGGCUUGUUAAAAGCUUACAUGAGACUUAAGCAGGUUUUCAUGGGCUGUUGUCAUAGCCAUGGCCAUGAGGGUCCUCAUUGUCCAUCACUGAAUAUGUCUCUGCCUCCGGCCAUCAGACACACCAGAAUAUUCAGCGGCUUUAAAUAGCAGCUGCAGGCGUUUUUGUCCUCCUCGUCCAGAUGAUGCUGUCUGGAAAUUUAGAAUGUGCAACAUUCAGCCGUCUGCCAGACGGGAUCAUAGAUAUCCCACACCCUGGCGUGCUGGAAGCCUAUACCAGUGGGAAGAUCCCGAUAUUGGAUCUUGAGGCAGGGGCUAGGCUGCAGAUGCUCUCUCCUGUAAAGCUUCUAGGCAUUUGGCCUCAAGCUAUUAAGUAUCAGAUCAAAGCAUUGCUCCGUGUGGUGCUAAUGAGGGCAGGCGAAUAGUGUUCCUGUCUUGAAAGCUGCAGGAGCGAGGGCUGCAAAUCGGUCCCUUCCUUAGUUGCUGUAGAACACCUAGACAUUGGGCUGAUAAUGGGAAAAAAUGCUUCUUCCUAUGAACACCCGCCUUUAAGGUUGUGGAUGUGCUGCUGGGCCUCCCAGCUGGAACUUUCUGAGCAGAAGGGUAAGUUGUAAAAAACGGCAAUAGCGUGACUAGAAAGAAAUCAGAGUUGAAACGUGAAGGUUGAUCUCUUCCAAAGCACGCAGGUCAUCACCCUCACUCCCCAGGAGAUAGUCUCUUGCAUGGGUACUGUCAGGUAAUGUGCACCCUCUAACUGUUCUCAAACGAUGGUUUACAGUUUUAUUUAAAACAUUGUCACUGGCUUCGUUAACUCCAAGUCUUUGGACCUCUUGCUGAGGGGA
This is a messenger RNA of Gavia stellata (red-throated loon), 3495 nucleotides long. RefSeq names its product BLOC-1 related complex subunit 5 (gene BORCS5). The transcript is spliced from 4 exons. Gene Ontology annotation, biological process: positive regulation of anterograde synaptic vesicle transport; lysosome localization; organelle transport along microtubule. NCBI's taxonomy places the organism in Eukaryota, Metazoa, Chordata, Aves, Gaviiformes, Gaviidae. Gene Ontology annotation, cellular component: synaptic vesicle membrane; cytoplasmic side of lysosomal membrane; BORC complex. The record is from RefSeq and is a predicted model, not a curated record. Bases 1 to 591 code for a protein of 196 amino acids.